AUGUCGAGUGUGACGGUAGCGUUAGUGUUACUCGUGGUACAAUUUUGUGUCGUGUUAACGGAGCAUAUAUUUCGCGUACCAGGCGAACAGGAAAUCGUCUGCCUUUUUGACAUCCAUGCCAAAUUUCAAGAUGGCCGCUGCGGCGAUUUCAAUGAGCAGACGAUGGAAAUGGCCUACACAACUUUAUGGAAAAUGGAACAGUUGAACGUAACCAAUCCUUCAUCCGUCUCUAUAGGUCUAAGUGUAUAUGAUGUCUGUGGUUCAGAUAAGAGAGCAAUAGAGAUUCUCAGUCAGUAUGUCCGAGCUGGAACUUCAGAAGGAAAUGACACAAGAUUAGCAGGAGUUAUAAGUUAUACUGGCACUAAAACCGGAAGUGCCAUCUCCACUAUGUUGCAUCAUCUUCAUAUCCCACACAUACAGUUCACUGAUGACGUCAUAGCAGACGAACAAGAAACUUUUGAUAACAGAAAAAUCUUGUCGCUUACACCAUUGGCCAGAAUUGAAGCAGCUGUUGACGCUCUUGGUCUCCUGAACUGGACGUACGUAUCAGUUCAAACUCUACCCACAGCUCCUGCCAGAGCAGAACAGGAAUACUUUACUAGAAGGCUGAAAGAGGUCGGGAUCUGCCAAGAGAAACUGCAGACCGCAUCUGAGAACAAUGGUACUUUAACGAUACACAAAGCUGUUCCCAAAGCCGUUGUUGCGUUUACUGGAGACCAGUUAACAAAACAACAGCUGUUAAACGUCCGAAUGGAUCCCACAAACAAAUUGUUGUUGGUUGGUGAUAUUGGAAACGUGUCAGGUUCAAAUUUCGGAGACAAUAUUAUGGUUUUAUUGGAACAAUAUACUCACAUAGAUGGUUUAGCGGAAUACAUUUCGGAAAAGCAAAACUUGAAUGAACAGCCUGGUCGCCUUUUACCAAGAUUCAACUGCUCGGAGGGCGAAAACGAGUGCAGCCUUCCAACUAUGUCCUCUCAGCGUCAUCAUGUUACCGGAAAUGCUGUACGGACUCUAUAUAAAGUCAUUGAGACGCUCGCUGUCAUGGAAUGCACUACUGACAACGACUCCUGUUCACCUGCAAGCCUCGGGGAACAGAUAGAGUAUCACAGUAAUGGUGGACAAGCUGAAAAUUGGAAACCUUACGUCCAGUUGGUGCCUUUGUCUGAAAGCUACCAAGAGGAGACUGAUUCUACAUUUUCAAAUCUCCACGGCAGCGUAAAAGUUCAAGGUCGUCUGUCGGAAGAUGUGUUCGGUAGUAAAUGUGAAGAAAACUGUUUGGUGUGUUCCAUGUGUGAUGCCAAAUAUUCAUCGAGUGAGCGGAUCAUCAUUCGGGAUGCUGACAUUUUUAUCGUUGGAUCGUUUCCGAUUUACAAAUCAUCAAUCGGUAACAGAUGUGGUUCCGCAAAUCCCCGAGGUCUUCAGGCAGCCCGGUCUUUUCUUUCCGCCAUUGACAGCUUCAAAACUAGGUAUAACGAUACGAUUGCUCUUCAGAACAUUACUAUUGGCGGAGUGGUGUUCGAUUCAUGCCCUUUUACGGACAGUCUCAAAUCCAGGAUUAGUGACGUAGAAUCCUGUAUUUAUAAUUAUAAAGAUGCCUCUGGUCACAUGGUCAGCCUUCCACCAACCAGAACUACUGGAUAUUUUAACUAUUUUGACGAUAUUAACAAUAUGGCAACCACUUCCGGUCCGAAAAUCACUGGUACCGUAUCCCCUCUCGGAUUUGGACUCGAUGAGCAGCUGAACUACAUCAAAUCAUUGAUCAAGGUCCUUCAGAAGGUCAAAUGGACAUAUUUUAGGAUUAUUUACUCGGCGAAUAAAAAUCUAAAAUCAAUGGUCAACGAAUUUCAUGAACGAAUCGUCGGAGAGAGUUUGUGCGUUGCGGAAGUGAUCGAGAUAGGACCGAGUGUGGACGACUAUCUUCCUCAAGAUACCUUGAUGAACACGAAAGACGUUGGAACGAUCUUGUUCACCACUCUGGACGACACGGUAAAGAUUCUGGACUCCUUCCAAUCCUUCAACUCCUCCAGUUCUAAACAAAAGUUCUUCAUGUUUCCGUGGAACGUUGAAGCUCUUAUUGCGAUUAAAUAUCCAACAUUUUUGGAAAACGCGUUAGUGAUUCGACCUCGCACGUGGCUGGAAACUCCCGGCAUAAAUGACACUUUGUCAGAUGACGUCAUACCAUGGAUCGAAGAAUUCCAAACGACAUCGAACGAGACCGAUAAAUCGAACGCAGACAAAACAGUGGUGGUUGGCGUUGAUAUUCUUAUGUCCACUAUCAACGCGGUAUAUAGAGAACUAUGUCCAAAACAAAAUGGCGUCUGCAGUGAGUUUUCCGAUUUCAAAGCGUUGAAGCCACGAUUAGAAGAAACGUUCAGUAUGCUGAUUUCCGGCAUGGAGUCGCCAUUUGAGGUGUAUGACGUCAGAACAGUGAACGGUAAACUAGAUUCUGUGCAGAUAGGUGAAGUAGACGUUGAAGGUAAUGUGAAACUAGAGUUAUCGAACGUUGAUAAUGCUAAACGCGGUUAUCUAGACAUACCAUCCAGUGUUUGCCAGACGUGGUGUCCAGAGUGCUACGUAUGUUCACACGGGAGACAAUCCGGGGAAGAUUUGUUGUAUUUGCCUGGUGAAAUCAUCAUCACCGGUGUUCUACCAAUACAUCAGAGUGGGUUGUCACCCUUUACAUGUGGUGAUGUCGCAGACGAUAUUUUCUCUCAACAGCUAGCGGAAGCGUUCAUGUAUGCUGUUGAAACUGCUCAAAGGCGGUACCCUUAUUUGCUAGGUCGCGUCAGUGUUGGAGGAAUGAUUAUUGACAGUUGUUCAAAUCCUCACAAAUCGACUCAAAUGAUCGGAAAUUUUGAGACUUGCGACUUCAAAUUCCCCAACAGUGAUCUUCUGAUCCCUUCUCCUAAAUCGAAUCUAGCCUACAUCAUUCACGGCGAAAAUUCUUCUAUGGACAGUGCCGUGAAAUCCGCUCAAGAUCUUGGGAAAUUAGCUGUUGCUACAUACAACUCGAUUGAGAAUCCUCAGCAGAUCAGCGGUGAUUCCAGCGUCCAGCAGAAAAACAUGGCGAUCGUGGAUCUCCUCGUUAAAUUAAACUGGACCUACAUCUAUCUCGUGACGUCAGAGGAUUCAAGUUAUCGCGAUCCUCUCGAAGAAUUUCUUAAAACAGCUUCAAAUCGUGGAAUUUGUGUCGGAAAAAUUCUAGGAUUAGGAGCUACUGUGGAGUCCAUUGUUGAAGUCGCGAAGUAUUUGACGGAAGACAACACUGCUGUGGUCAUGAUGACGAAAAGAUCCGACAUUAAACUUUUUUUCAACAGUCAGAGCACGGAUGUUCCCAUCCGUCCGUGGAUAAUCGACAUUUCCGGAGACGAUUGGAACUCGGAGAACGUUUUAGAUGUAAAAGUUCCACAAGGAUCUUUGCUCAUUGACAAAAAUGGAAAACAAAAUGUCGCAUUUGAAAAAUUUAUGUCAGAUGUUGACGUCUCGUCGUUAAGGAAUUCUGAUUGGUGGAGACAGUAUUGGCAAAUAAAAUUCAACUGCAGCGUGUCAUGUGACUUUAAUCUUCAGAAGAUUUCUUGGCGGCCUUUCUCGGUGAAGGCAGCUAGGAUGAUACGGUCGGUUGAUAUUGCUCUACACACUAUUCAUCAACAGUAUCUGGCGUCAUGUCCGUUGACUAAUGGUAUCUGCUCGAACUUUGUGAAAUCCGGAAUGUCCUUGAUCCCUUCUAGAGCGUUAGAAGUGUAUUUUCGGGAAGGAGAGGAGAGAAUGGAAUUCAAUGAGAAUGGUCAAAUUUCCCAAAAGUAUCAGAUCAAGACGUACAGCUCUGAUCAACAGUAUGAGGUCGGAGUAUGGAGAGACGGUGUCCUGACUUUACAAACCUCAUUCUUCCAAUAUCUUUCCUCAUCCACUUGCACAGUAGACUGUAACUGUGAGAAUCGGGUCAAGUUCACCAACGUCACUAAGGUGGCGGAGCAGCAGAGCAGCCCUGAUCGCUUCGUCUACUGGAGAAAUAGUGGAAUCUUUACUGGGAAACUGUGGGCCACGGUGUUAGUGGCAAUAGCCGCAACCGGAGCCUUUAUUUCAGUUGUUCUUAUCGUUUAUGUUGUUCAUAAAGUAUGCAACAAGACGCUGGCACGUCGCUAUGUUGGUUUGGGUAUCUUGCUUCUUGUGGGAGUCAUGCUUUUGUUUCUGUCUAUUGUGCCUUUUGUGUUUACUCCCUCGGAGACGCUGUGUGGAUUAAGGUUUGUGAUGCCUGGUUGUGCCUUUGCAUUUUGUUUUGCUACCAUUCUCGUGAAAUUGACGUCGCUACGGGAUUACCGUUUGAUUGGAUUAGGAGGCGAAGUGUCCAAUUUAAAUCAGUAUCUGUUUGUCGUGUUCGUUACCGUCGUGCAAGUCGGGAUCGCUAUUCAGUGGUGGGUGCUCAAGACACCACUAGUGUUGACGAAAACUAUGGAUAAUGUAGUGUUCUAUGCGUGCCAUUAUGGACAAUUGGAGUACAUUCUCCAUCAAGUGUACAUCAUGGUGUUAAUCCUGUUGUGUGCGACCUACGCCAUUACGGUGCGUCACGAGACCAAAAACAUGGGAGAAGCUCGGCUUCUGUUGUGGUGUUGUUGGUUAUGUGUGCCGGUUUGGAUCGCCUGGAUCAUAGUGUUCCUUAUCCAAGAUCCAGAGUAUUCCGAUCCAACAGUGUGUGUUGCCAUUGUGUCGUGUGCGACUCUGAUGAUGACUGUCAUUUUCAUCCCGAAAAUUCACAUGGUGGCCAAAAUUAAAUACAGCAUAUCUAAAGGUGCCACCAGUUUCCAAAAUGGCUAUAAACUGGAUAGCGAGUUCUUCUAUGAGAAGCCUUACUCUUUACCAGGGACCCUGACUACCAAUUACUCCACGAUGAAAACAGGAUACUCAACCACCAAAACUCAUCCGAGGAGCAUCUCCAAUUUUGAUGCAACUUUAAGCUAUUGA
Messenger RNA from Lottia gigantea (owl limpet), 4959 nucleotides. RefSeq lists its product as hypothetical. The record is from RefSeq and is a predicted model, not a curated record. The transcript is spliced from 7 exons. Bases 1 to 4959 code for a protein of 1652 amino acids. Lineage: Eukaryota; Metazoa; Mollusca; Gastropoda; Lottiidae. Gene Ontology annotation, biological process: regulation of synaptic transmission, glutamatergic; G protein-coupled glutamate receptor signaling pathway. Gene Ontology annotation, molecular function: adenylate cyclase inhibiting G protein-coupled glutamate receptor activity. Gene Ontology annotation, cellular component: membrane.